Messenger RNA from Motacilla alba alba, 10594 nucleotides. RefSeq names its product malate dehydrogenase 1B (gene MDH1B). Gene Ontology annotation, biological process: tricarboxylic acid cycle; malate metabolic process; oxaloacetate metabolic process. Bases 512 to 1639 code for a protein of 375 amino acids. The transcript is spliced from 9 exons. Gene Ontology annotation, molecular function: L-malate dehydrogenase (NAD+) activity. Lineage: Eukaryota; Metazoa; Chordata; Aves; Passeriformes; Motacillidae. The record is from RefSeq and is a predicted model, not a curated record.
CCCGGGAGCCGGGCGGGGCAGCCCCAGCGGCGGCGGCACCUGGGACCGGGAGCCGGGCGGGGCAGCCCCAGCGGCGGCGGCACCUGGGACCGGGAGCCGGGCGGGGCAGCUCGCCGUGCUUGCGGCAGUGGCCCCUGUCUGCGGGCUCACCCCCGUGCCGUCUUUGCGGCUCUCCGGGAGCCGUGUCCGCACGGCGCGCAGCCUCCAGGGGUCCCGGGUCAGCGCUCCCCCUCAUCCCGUCGGUAAGGCAAACUGCCCUUACUAUGCCAAAGCUGAACUCCUGGCUGACUAUCUCCAGACUAACUUGCCCAACUUCAGGGUUCACAAGAUCACUCAGCACCCUGACAAGUGGGAGCAGUGGCUUCGUGACAUUUGUGAAACAAAUGGAUGGGAACACAGACAGUGUCCUAUCAUUUGGAGAGAAUUGUUGGACCGUGGAGGGAAGGGUCAGCUUCUCGGAGGACUUAAUGAUUUUCUGGAAUAUGCUCAGCAAUAUUAUGGCAUCACUUCAAUGAUGCUGAGCGAGGAAAUGUUAAACAUUGCUGAGGAGAAUCUGCAGACAUAUCUUGAAAUUGUGAAAGAGGAUGAAGAGAUUAAAAGUCUUAUCAAUCCUAUGCAGAUCUGGAUUACCAGUGCAUCAGUUCCAAUCUGUUAUCAUCUGAUCCCGCUAUUGGCAAAUGGAGAAGUGUUUGGGAUGACCACAGAAAUCAGUAUCCAUUUGCUUGACAGUGAGCAGUUUAAGGAAAUGCUUCACAGUAUUGUAAUGGAAGCUGAAGACAUGGCAUUCCCACUUCUCCGCAGCAUUUCAGAGCACACAAAAAUAGAUCAGGCUUUUAUUGAUGCUGAUAUUAUCAUUGUUCUUGAUGAUGUCCUCUUAAACCUUGAAGUCCAAUCCCUUGAGAACUACAUCAGAGAAGUGAGUGAGAUCUGCCAAGUGUAUGCUCCCUUGAUUGAGAAGAAUGCUAAGAGUGAGGUGAAAGUCAUUUCAUCAGGAAAAACCUUUGCAAACCUUAAGGCAACAAUGUUAAGGACAUAUGGCCCAUCCAUUAGGCCUCAAAAUAUCAUUGCCAUUUCGACAUGCUGGGAAAGUGCAGCUAAAGCCAUGCUGGCCCGGAAGCUGAAUAUGAACAUAACAGGAGUUAAAGAUGUGAUUGUUUGGGGCAAUAUUACUGGGUCUAACUACAUUGAUUUGUCACAUGCAAAACUUUAUGGAUAUGACUGUGCUAUUCGGGGCCCUCCUAAUUUUCAACGUCCUUUGUUGAGUAUGAUUUAUGAUAGCGAAUGGAUCCAUUCAGAACUCCUGUCGGCACAGAGCACGCUGAGUUCCCGGGUGUCCCGUUGCACAGGAAUGUUACCUGCUCAUGCGAUAGCCACCGUACUGCGGUACUGGCACCACGGCUCUCCUUCUGAGGAGAUCAUUUCUGUGGGAAUACUUAGUGAAGGUCAGUUUUGCAUUCCUGAAGAAAUUAUCUUCUCUAUGCCAGUGAGGUUCCAGAAUGGUAACUGGGAAGUCAUGACAGAAUUAGAAAUUAAUGAAACAACACAAAAAGUUCUAGAACGCUUAUCCCACGAGCUGGUUCAGGAAAAGCUCGUUGCACUAAAGGAAAUAAAUGAAAUGCGUCCAUAUGAAGCAGAAUAAAACACCACGUCUUCUCCCAAGUGUUUCUCUGCUGCUUUUCCUAUUAUUUUGCUUUUCAAGUUCUGUCUUCAUUCAUCAAAAUAAGAACAGAUGAACACUAAAGCAUGUUUUAGUUUUGGUUUUUUCCCUUUUUUUUUUUUUUAUUUUCAGGUUGUGAAAUUCCUGCACUUUUCCAAUGUUCUCACAAUUUCUUUCUAAUUUUCAUUUUUUUCAUUCUUUUCCCUAAUUUGUUUUCUUUCUCCCUUCCUUCAGAUUCUUUCCAGGACUUUUAUAUCAGUCUAUUCUUUACUAUGAGCUGUUUUUUGCCAUUAAGGAUGGGCUGAAGAAUGGGGAAACUAUUCCAAGUUAGAUACCAGAGCCUCUACUGAGCAGAAAGCCUUUGGGUUAUCCAUGCUUGGUUUUUGGGAAAGGACUAAAGACAUAGUAAGAUAUUCUUGAUGAAUGCAGAAUUUAAUUAUUUGGCUAACCAUGGUGUUGUUUAAUCCAGACAGGGAGUUCCCAGUUAGAUAAGAGUGUCCUUAGCUGUCUGCUCUCUUCUUGUAUGGCACUGCUGUUCUGUAGAGCUGUCCCGUUCCUCUUGUGUCAGCAUUCAGUGCUAAGCAGAGGUGUUCUCACUGCUAGCAGUGAUGUGCUUAGUUGUGGCCUUCUCUUGUGACAUCAGUAUCAGGUGUUCAAGUACUCCCAAAGUGCCCUGCUUUAUCUCCUUGCAUGUGGAAGUAUUUUAAGAGGCUAGCAAAAAUAGCUCAUGUUUUGCCCUUUUUUUUUGCCUUACCUACUGGGUCACUUUAGCUAGAGUUUUCUGGAGGAGAAAAUGCUGGAAAUUCCCAUAUUAAGUAAGGUUUCCAUUGCCCAAAAGAGAAAACUAGAAAGAAAGUCUAAGCAUUGCUGUAGCUUUUGCAGCAUUUUACUCAUUAAAAAAAAAUCCAGGAAAUCUCUAGGUGGAAAAAGAUUUCAAAACCAGCAUGAAUGUAACAUUUUUGACCUGUAGACCAAAGUAAAAUUUCUACUGGUUUUAAUGAGUCUAAGAUUUCAUUUGCAUCUAACCACUUAUUUCCUCAGACCAAUAAACUAUUGCAAGAACAUAGUUUAAUGCCUAGAAUGUUCAUAUGAAAAUUUUGAGGACUGUCACAUACAGAGUAGAAGUUUUGUAAUUCCAAAUAUUUUUUUCAGAGGUACCGAAACACAGUAUUUUUGUAAUAAAAUAUCUUCUUAGGCAAAAUUGAUUUUUAAACAAAAAAAAAAAAGUUUAUACAUCUCCUUAGUGACAAGUUCAUCUUUGUUUCUAUGUUUUUCUUAUUUCUUUAAUGAGUUUCAAGAGAAUACUCAUGUGUUUUAAGUCAAACAUAAUUAAAUUCUUGUUUAAACAGAAUUGUUGAGGAACCACCUUUACUUGCAUCUUUGGUGUCUUAAAUGAUGAAGAUUGUGUUAAUGAUGUUCCUGUAUUUGCUGAUUUUUUAUCAGAUAUGUUUAAAACAAAAUAGAAAGCUUCCUGUUCUUUGAAUCGGUUACAUAUAGUUGCAAUAAAUUCAGUAUUUCUGUUCAAAUGGAGGUUCAAGCUCUGAAUAGGGGUAGACUUCCUAUAUGAGGAAACUAAGAGAAGUUACUGGCUGAUGAGGACAGGAGUGCGAGGGAUGUCUCACUGGUCUUGGAGAGGAGCAAAGAAAGCUGGGGUAUCACAAGGGGUCUGGAAGAAUCUGGGGUUCCAUGCAAAGUGUAUAUGGGAGAAGCAGCAUUUAGAGGGACUGAGAUAUUAUUGUAAGUAUCUUCAUGGAAGAGUUCACAUGGAAAUUGUAGAAGUGGGUGUUGUAAAAAGUCUUGAAGAGAAGGGUUAGGAACCAUUCAUUUCAUGGGAACUAGUCUCCAGGGAAUUAGGGUCCAGUAGUGUAUGCACAGAAGAUUGGCUGAGUUUCUGAGGAGAAUCUGGAAGCAGAUGUCUCAGGAGAAAAUAGCAGGGAGGGAUGCUACCAGUAGUCUCUACAAACUACCUGGUUUUUUCUAUAAUUCCUUUUCCAAGAUAGAAAAGUUAGCUUCUCUAAUGUGUAUUUACAUUUGGGCUUUCUCUAUAUAAUAGUCUUUAGCAAUCUUACUCUUUGAAUUCUUUUAUUCUGCCAGUGGAGAUCAAACAACCUGCAGUUCCAGCACCAACACUGCACAGCUGUUAAUGAGAGGGAAAAUAACUCUUCCUGCAAUUUAUAAGUAGACUUACCUGACUUCUGAGUCACCAUCUGAAAACCUCUCUUCUCAGAGACUGGGAGCAGGAAGAAAAAGCUGCUUGGGAUGUCUCAUGUAUCCUAAAUUAUUCUAACUGGAUUUGUUUAGUGGUGUGCAGGGAAAUUCAAGUCUUUCCUCAUGGAAGCAUAAGUGAAUGGAAAAUAUUUUUUUCCUAGCUUUUGUUUAGGAGAAAAAGAAAAAAAAAUAGGAAAGCUAAAAUAUGGUAACAUAUUCAAAGUUGGUUACAGCUGUAAAACAGCAAUUGACUUAGUUAUCAGUAAGUUUGUGUUUUCUAUAAGUAAUUUUUUACACAAGUAAAAAAUUUUUUCACAAGUCUCUAAGUCAUGUUAUGUAUGCAGGGUAUUCACGGUAUUGAUGACUCUACUACCUGGGUGUUAUGGUAACUGUUGAAAAAUUUAUGAAAAGAUCUUUAAGUUGUAUGUGUCUUACAAAUGUUAUAUAUAGAUUCGCCAUAAACCCUAGCAUUUGGAUGUACUGAAGAGCUUUGUGGUCUGAACAAUUCUAGUUCUAGGACAUUACCACUAGGGCUUACUAUUUUUCUUCUUUGUGUAGCUGCCCCAACUCUUUGUUACAGCACACUGUGCUUUCUGCAUUACUGUGUCAGCUUCUACCUCAUUUUCAGUCUCUAUAGCAACAGUUUCUCAGCAACUGGGAGAUGUUUAGUAAAGGCCUCUCAAUUUAGAAAUAUUGCACUCCAACCAUUAAAAAAAAAGAAAAGCUUUGAAACAAAGAUCAAAGAAGUUUUAUCUUUAAUAAUUCAGGAUAUUUAUUACUAAUUAAUUAGUGUUCUCUGUUUUGACUGCUUAGACAAUUACCUGAUACUUUGAUCUGGGCCUUUGCUAGGCAUUUGUUGUGAGCAGCUGUAAUUUAAAAAGGAAACCUUUAGAACUGUGUCUUGGAGUCAACUUUUAAGUGCUGUAAAAAUACUGGACUUCUCUGAUUGUGUCAUCUGACUUCUGGACCUUCAGUAAGUAAUGAGAGGAAGGUAAGCACAGCUGCUGUAUUUAAGAAGAGACCAUAAUUUUGGCCUUUGAAUAAAACAUAGAAUGUCUUUGCUAUUCACAGGAAACAAAUAUAACUGUAGGUUCUUUUAUGCAUAUUUAAGAUGUUAAUCAGAUGUUGUCUGAUUUCAAAAGAAAAGUCUCUGUGAUCAAGUCGAUUGAUCUGCUGGGAGGUUUCUGCCUUACUUCAUGUGGCUCAUCUUUAUCUGUACUUUAAUUUAAUUAUGUAGCGUGCUUCAAAAUGCAUUUUACUUGCUAAAGUACAUAUUCUGAGAACUUGUAUGUCAAACAAAGUACAUAUAAGUAAUCAAGUGUUACUUUUCUUUCAUAUUCCACUAAGAGUAAAGAAAAAGGCUGCCCUUGUUCUGCACAUAAGAGUAUUCAUGUCAAUGGGACCAGGACUGUUAACUGUAACAAUUUACUUUCUGAACAUUUGUUCAUAAUUUUAAUUUUUUUUGUUUGUAUUUUUAAGUGUUGUUCACUAUUAAAGCACACAAGUAACUGAAAUAUAACACAUGGGCUGAAAUAGUGUAUCAAUGGGCAAAGUUACUUCAGAUUUCAUGGGCAGCAGAUACUGCUUCUGCUUUCACAUUGUGUUCAUGUGCUAACAGUGAAGUAGAUUCUCUUUGUUUCACCCAGGGACUCCUACUGCAGUCAAGAUCUGGACUGUCUGCAGAGUUUUGUAUAUGAAAAUGUAGACUGUACAUACAUUAUAAUGUCUUCUGUAACUUUUUGGGAGGGUUCAUAGAUAUGAUGUAGUUGGUAAAACACAGAAACACAUGGUUGACCGUGAGACUAUGAAUGCCCAGUACAGGACUAUAGAGUGUUUUUCCAUAUGGGUAAUUUAAAUGUUAGACAUUGUGUUGUACUGGACAGAGAUCUGGUCAUCUUACAGUAAGUAUCAAGCACUCAUAUAUUAUGCGUGCUGUAUAACUCAAUAAGUCAGUGGAUCUGUUCUUAUUUGAGUGAGCAAAUUCUAAUGAAUUCUAAUUUAAAUGAGUUUAACCUGGACAUUUUAACAUUCCUCCAGUCCACUUUCUUUAUUUUAUGUACCUCUGGUACAGAGAAAAUAAAGGAGGCAAGCUGUGUAUUGGUAAGUCUACCUUCUAGAUUGCUACAUGUAGCUUUCACCAAACACUUAUGUUUAAUUCAUUGCUCUGUGUCUUCUGAUUUCACUGAUUUCCAUACAUGAACUUUUCUGUCAAGUUAUGCAGAGGCUCCUACUACUGCAGCUGUUUUAGGAACAGUUGAUCAUAUUUUCAUAUAUAUUACAUAUGAAUAUAUAUAUCUAUAGGCAAACUUAUGUACCUGUGUAAAUGCUGGGCAGAGCUGUAGUUUUGCAGAACCCUUAGUAAGAAAGAAAAUAGAAUAGUGGAAAAGAAACAUAGUGGUAUUUUUUCAAAGAAGGAUUACAGUAAAAACUGUGGCAUUGUAGUCUUGAAUGAAAAGGCUAUUAAAACAAAUCUGUAUGCCAGUAUUUUAGGCAUCUAAAUUUAAGUUAUGUCUGAAAUUUAGGGACUGGAACACAAAGUUGCAGCUUUCACCAAUUAAAGUGAUGAGGAGCAUAUUUAUGAUAAACUCAAUAAUUUUAGAUCAUUGAAUAUUUAUGCUUCAUAAAUGACCAGUAUUCUGUCAUGUUUAUGAAAUGAUCAAUGAUUCUAACUGAAGAAAUGUAAGAAGUGAACAUUUGUUUAAGUUCAGAUUUAACACUGAAUUUUUUAUUUAAGUUUUAAAUAAUUUCCAACUAUUUAAUUUUUAUUUAUUUUAGCAAACUUUCCCUUUGUUCUGCACAAUAAGCCAUAUAGAUGGCCUUUAGAAUCUUGUGUGACUUAGAUCCAUUAUACCUAGUGUUUUCCAACUGCAGUGUCAGCUGAAAGAUAGUUACUACAGUUAAUUCGUACUUAUAUUUCUGUGAUUGGAAAUAUAAUGUAGUUUAGAGCAUUAGUGAAAUAAAUCCUGAGGGGAGGCAUUCAGUUUCCAUUAUUACAGGGACAUAACUACUUUUGCUUUCAUAGUUGUUAAUGUAAGUAGGUUCAUGGUUAAGCUUCCUUUUCCACUUGCGUAUCAGCUCAAUAAGAAACCAUGUCAGCUCAGCCUAAAACUUUGGUUUUGCUUGAAAAUUUUAGAAAAUACUUUUGAGUAAUCACAAUCAGUGAAUCUGAGGAAGAGUCUGGGGUAGAUAUGCCCUCUGUGACCUGAAAUUGUACACUAUGGACCAUGUAGUAAUCCUGCAUGUAAACACCGGGAUCUUACUAGUGAAAGAUCUCAUUUCCUGUACUUAAAACUGUUUUGAGGAUUGGUUUUGCCCUGCUGCAGUUUUGCAGUUACUUGAAAUACUCCUAUUUUGUGCUGAGCAUAGAGCUUGCCAUUUGCUGGCAUUUCUCUGCAUGUGGCACUAAAACUAUUUUGUUUAAUAUAAUUCUGUUUAAUUUAAUUUCUGAAAUGCAUCCAGUGAAUUGUGCAGAUUAAAAGGUUUAAUUUGAAUGGUUCAAUAUGUCUCUGUCUAGAAUAUAUGGUUUUACACUUUGGUUUGUUUUGUUAUAGAAUGCCUAAUGCCAUCUGUUAAUUUCAAAUGGAUCCAGACUUGCAGGGUAAGGAUUUUUCUUAUUUUCCCCCAACUUUUCUCAAAAGGCAUUUCUGUGUCUUUUUGAACAGAAACUACUGAAUUUUAAUGAAAUCAUGCCACCUUGAGAAUCUCUGUGCUGUAGCACGUAAAUGACAAAUUACACAGCUGUGAUGUCCUACCUUUAUUGUUGGAUGUGUCCAGGCACCUUCCUUGCCACUCACUAUCAUAUUGGCUUAUGGAAUGGUCAGGCACAUAGGGCCAUGAUCCCUAAUUUAUAAUAAAUGCUAUGGUUUUUUGCAUACUUUGGAAUAGGCAUGCAGAUGGCCAUGCACUCCCUUUUUGUGUGCAAAAUCUCAGUGGAUACCUCAUCUGCCACAGAGAAAAUACCUCAAAAUGCAGAAUAGCAGGUAACCAGCUGAAGAUGUCAGGAAUCAGCACACUUCUAUGUGUGUAGGAGCUCCUGUGUCAGCUUCUCAACAAGGGACAUUUCUAUUUCUUUAGGUGAAAUUUGACCCACAGCAGAUUAUAUGAUUAUAAUGAUUAUAUGCUGGUUUUCUGUCCAGAGAGGAAGCCCCUUUCCUAUGCAAAACGAAGGAUUUUAACGAACGUAAAUAGCCUCUCAUCAGUAAAAAUUCUAAAAUGAUUUGCUAUUUUACUUAUGUGUCCUCACAUGUGAAUUCUGGAACUGUGCUUGACAGGCACAGAAUGCCCUACUUUGAGGCCACAUUUUGUUUGUAAGGGUGGACAAGAAUUAAGUAGCAGAUGGCUACUAAAACAGAUUCCCUUCAAUUUGAAAAUCAUCUUGUGCAUGGAAGGUGUUUGAGUUGAAUCAUGUGUAUAUUUCUAGCAUUUGUAUUUGAGAAUAAGCAUUUGGAACUUAAUCCAUAGCCUAAUGAAAACCGUGGGAGUUCUGUUGCUUUCAAAAGGGCUUUGGAUCAGUUUAUUGAGGAAAGAGAACCGAUGAUGCGUGGAAGUCAAAACUCAUUUUUCACAUUGUAUGACAUGCUACACUGCAUCUCCAAAUAAUAUCACAAAACAUAGUAUGACAAGAGCAGGUCUAAACAGAUGGUAUAGCAGUUAUUGGCAUCUUUCUAUAGCUUAGGCAGCAUCUGGGAACCAGAAGAGCCUAUAAUUUGCUGACUAUUAAUAUUAAUCUGGUGUAUUUCUUGGAAACCCUUGCACACAGAUUGGAACCUUUCCAGACUGAACAGGUGAAGUAUUCUGUGAGUUAUUUCUACUCAUUUAUACAUAUUUAUUGCUUAUCUUUAGCUGUAAUCAACUGUGUGUAACUCUUUCUGAAGUACAGGGAGAAAAAGAGUCUCUGAGGACAGAAUGAUAACUGAUUUGAAGCCCUUUCUAGUUUCUGAAGUUUAGUGAACAAGCCUUGUUUUUUGGUCUUGAUGUUCUAGGUAUGCGUAAAGUAUUUGGUAUAGGUCACAGUCUCUUACUUUCCACUCAGAAAAACAUCCUUUAUUGAUAUGAAAGAAAUAAGCUGAAAUCGUAUAAGGGUAUGGGAAUCAGUCAAGCAGAUUGAGUGGGUUUGCUAAACAGAGAUGUCAAAAGUAAUUUGCUCUGGUAAAGGGCUUGUCUUCUUCUGCAAGAGUCCCACAUGUUGAUCUUGACAGAAGAUUUGUUGUUCAGUGCUUGAAACAAUAUGCAUCCAAAACAAUAACCCUGCUGUGCAAACUGACAAACUGUUCCUUGAAGAAGAGCAUCUCUGAUCGAAAAACCUAUUUGUGUGAAGAAAUAUUAUUUCAUUACCAUCUUGGCUAAAAGUUUGUGCAGUGCAUAACCCUCAUAGGCCUUGUUCUGAUAUAUGAAUGAACCUGAUUCCCAAAGAAACAGAUGUGCUCUCUAUGUUAAAUUCUGAUUUUACAAGGGAUCAUGUUACUGUUUACAAGAGGACUGUUCACACCACAAACUUACUUUUAAAAAAAUAAAAUGUUUUCUUUUUGUUUUCUUUUUUUCCCCAAGAUUUUCCUUCAGAGUGUUGAUCAACUUGAAACUCCAAAUUCGGUUGUUUUGAUUUUUAGUUAGUUUUGAAUGAACCACUCCAUUGUAAUGUGUGUUUGUUUUCUUUCAGAGGCCUUCAGUGAUGUUGAGAACUCCGUAUACAGAACAGCCCUAAAACUACGCUCAGUACAAAGUCUUUGCCAGUGUUAGUAGCCAAAGAGAACCCUAUGCUUUUACAGGGAGGAGAAUCUGUAUAAAAUUUGCAUUGCUGUCACCAUGAGUUACUAUGCUACUUUGCUCUCUGAUUUUCCACCUUGGAGUUUCAGAAUGGAUUAUGAACACUUAACAUCUAGAUAGUGCUUCAUAUACAAAUUGAUUUUUUUUUCCUUUGAAUGUCAAUGGAAAUACAUGAGUGAAAUUCUAAAAUUACGCGGGAAUCAAAUUAUUUUUACAAUAUGCAGCAAUAUUAUGUAGACAUCACUGACAAUUAUUAAUCUAUCUGUGUAUAUUAUUAUGGUCAUGAAAAGUCAAAUUCUAACAUGUUUCUUAAGAGCUGAUUUAUUGGAAAUAAUCAUGGCUUAUUGAAAAUGCAUUGACUGGACUAUAAGAAUUAUUGAGAGCAAAAUAGAACAUGAUAGACCAGAAAACUCCUGGUUGGUAUUCAUUCUCCCUGUCUUUGAAGUGAGGGAGAAUUCAGUGCAAGCAGAGAGUUGUACAACAAAGUACUGGUCACAUAGCUCACUUUGAAAUUACUGACUGUAAAUUCCAUAUUGAGCUAAAUUUCAUGGAAAUCUUGAAUUUUUUUAUUUGUGCUGAAAAUGCGCAAUAUUGCAAGUGAGGCCUUCAGGGUAACACAGAGAAGGUGACUAGUUUGUUGGCCUUGGACAUAUUUCUUACAUUUGGGGAUGCUUUUCUAUGAAUACAUUUAGUCUGGUCUCAGUCCUGAUAUGGUUUAUCUGCCUGAUGCUCUGUGUCAAUGAGGAAGUCCCACAGGUACUGGUUUUCUUUUUAUGUGGUGUAUUGUUUUAGGCUUCAUUUUACAAACCUGUCUUAGCUAGGCAUUUCUGAUAAAGAAUAGUCAUGCUUCCAUUCAUGAAAAGGCAGGGAUCCUCAUUCAUUUCUUCCUUAAUUUUCCCAUAGUGGAUUUAAUUGACGUUUCUCUGAUUCAGCACAUCCUAUCAAGUGAACAAAGCCAGAGGGAAG